GAUUAGUGACUGAUAGUGAAACAGUGGUGAAUGUUGAUACAGAAUUGUGGAUGUAGAAGAUGGUGAUUAAAAGCCAAUGAUGUUUAUCUUUGUAUUUCGUUGAAACCUUCAAACCAAGAUCGACAGACACGCAUUCACUGAGGAUACCUAUUGGUUAUUGACAGCUAGAUAGAUAGAAGAUAAAUUAUGAUCGUAACAAGAUGAAAGACGCCCAGAACAAGACCGUAGUCAAGUUGCGGUCAUGAGCGGGUGAUUCCAGUCAUGAACGGCUGAUUUCGGUGCCAAACGAACUGCCCACAAGAAGAGAAGAGGAGGAGAAUGUCGUUAGUGGCGAUUAUACGUGUCCGCGUAUGUUGCUAUAGCACCACCGGGUAAAAAUAAAUAUAUGGCCAAUACAAAUUAUUGAGAAGCGCUGAUGUCAAUGGUACACAAAUCAAAUGGAAAUAUUAUUCAUGUGUGGAUGUAGCAUUGUGAGUGGCUCACAUUUGUAAUAAAUUGUGUCCGAAAGUCGAUUUUUGAGAUCAACAAACGUGUAGUGAAACAUACUUCCUGCUAAACCUGAACAUUUGUCCAUCUGAUUUUAGAUUUGUAAUACGUUGGUUCGUGUUAUGUGUGUAUAUAAAAUCUACAAACUCUCAUUACGAUCACAAUGCGUUUCUACUUAAAGAAACUAAUCUACAUUUUAAUUGUGUUUUAUGUUGUGUCGUUUAUGAUAUAUACUUAUAUCACAGCUGAUAGACAUACUUUCAUCACAGCUGCAGGGAAUAUUGUCAUCACAGCUGAACGAAAUAAUAAAUACCAAAAUUUUGUGGAUGUUCCAAAAAAUUCACCGACUAUUGAACAACGCCCAACAGCCGUAACUUUUACGGAGAGAAAAUCUGGACCAUGCAUGGAACUGUGGCGUCCUCAACAAGUGUUCGAUAAAGAAACCUGGCAAAAAGUAAACGGAGAUAUAAAGAAUUUUGUUUUCUCGGCUUUUUAUGAAAAUAUCACCGAGCCUAAAGUUCGGAUUAUUGGUCUAAAGGAGAGGAAAUCGAGUCAAGGAAUAUUUUGUCAGAUGUGGUUUAACGGGAAAACUGAAUUAGAGCUAGAAACAGUUUAUAUUAAGAAAAUCCCUGAAGAUCAUUCAAAGCGGUAUUCGGCUACAUUUUACAUCUGUCAAUGGAAACAGAAAGAACUCAUCCCUUAUGCUGUUUCCUUAGUAACGUCAUUAUGUGAAAAACCAACAAACUUUCUGUCAGUUCAACAUAAUUUGGAGCAAAAAUGGAAGUUCUCGCUGUGUUUAACGCCGCUUAACUUUAGAUAUAGUCGAGCAUACGAACUGGUGGAAAUGGUCGAAUUAAAUCGUUUAUUAGGCGUGGAGCAGUUUUUCUUCUAUAAUUACUCGACAGGUAGUAAUGUGGAUAAAGUUUUAGAUACCUACAUAAACGAGGGUGUUGUUAAGGUUAUCCAGUGGCAUCUUCCGAUCUUAGUCGAUAGGUGGCCACAGAACAAGAAAGAGGAAGUGCACUAUUUUGCCCAAUUAGCGAGUUUAAAUGACUGCCUAUAUAGAAAUCUGUACACCAGUAAAUAUGUUGUUUAUACUGACUUGGAUGAAUUUAUUAUUCCAAGAAACACCACAGACUUGCCCAGCUUGAUACGCAAAAUAGAUACUGAUUCACACAAAUAUGGUGCCUUUGUUUUUAGAAAUAUUUUCUUCCGAAAAGAAUGGCCAAAAUUGAAAGGUGAUUUCGAAGGUCGAGCUCAGGCUGAAAAAUAUAAAUCGGAGACAUUGUUAACUGUUAAAAGAGAACGGAAAGUAUGGCCCAUGUAUCAAAGAUCUAAAUAUAUCGUGAAACCGUCUGGGGUGGAAGUAGUUGGAAUUCAUACGGUCUGGACGUGGCGAAAUGGUUAUAAAGCCUAUAAAGUAAACGAAGACGACGCUAGACUACAUCACUACAGAAGUUGGGAAAAUCCAAUAGAACCAAAUUCUAGAAUAAUCGAUAUGAUUAUACGCGAUAAUUACAAAGAUAAUUUGUUAGAACGAUUAAAACAAAGAUGGAUGCAAUUACCGGACGUGCCAUUAAAUAUUCCAAUAUCCAAUUAUACACACCCUCUGCGAUAAUUGUUGCUCAAAUUUGAUUAGUUACGACUACUAUUAUAGGUUCAUCAGCUUGAGCUCCCCCUUAGUCCUCUGGGAUAAAAUAAUUUUCGGAUAUUUCUUUCUUCGUUCAAAAUUUUACCCGGUGCAAGAUAAAUUGCAAAUAUUUAGCCCUUGGUAUAACCUACAAGAGAUUGAAAUUUUAAAAACUUUGUGUGAUAGUUCUAUUGACCUGAUUUCAGGCGAAACGUGGUUCGAAUAAAUGUACAUUCACUCAUACUGAUACAUCUAGUCACACCCUUUGUUGUUUGUUGUUGUUUUAUAGGGUGAUAUCGCAAACUAAAGGUCACAUCCUCCCGGAACAGAACUAUUAUAUGACACUCUCUCGCGACAGAACUAUUUAUAUCUGGCCACGUCCUAUCACAACAGAACUAUUUAAAUCUGGCCAUGCUCUGUCGCAAAAUAUAGCAGUGGUUGAGAAUCACUGCUCUAUAGCAACAGAACUAUUUCUAUCCGGUUAUUUUAUUUUACUUCUCCCAACAGAACUAUUUAUAUCGGAUCACACCCCCUCGCAACAUAACUAUUUAUAAAGUCCCGAGGAUGUAGUAGGAACAAAAUAAGCAACACCCUUUUAAAGUUUCAGUGGUUAAACCAUUUGCCCAUUUGUUUUUAUGUGCACUUGUUCCUACUUGGGAAAUGUCCUCAAUUGUUAUACGCCCACUUUUUCAUGUGGACGUAUAUUGCCGUCGCCCACAAUUUGUUUGUGGACCCUCUAGAUUUCACAAUAAUAAUUUUUAUCCGAUUUUGACAGGAUAUAUAGGUUUAUCUCAACGAUCUCAGUUCCCUUCGAUAAUAGCGUAUUUCAUAAUAUAACUUUCUGGAUUAUGGCCACUGAUUGUUCUCUAUCCAUCUCUUGCAAAAUGUGGGCGUAUCUUGCCUGGCAGCCUCUGGUUUUUAAUUAUCCGUAAUUUGUAAAUGUUUUUGUUUUUUUGUGUUGUUCAUAUUGAUGCUAAUGUUUUGUUACUGUAUAUAUACUGAUAAAAAUAAAGUUAUAGGUUGAUUGUU
Patella vulgata (common limpet) is the source of this 3145-nucleotide messenger RNA. RefSeq lists its product as uncharacterized. The transcript has 4 exons. NCBI's taxonomy places the organism in Eukaryota, Metazoa, Mollusca, Gastropoda, Patellidae. The record is from RefSeq and is a predicted model, not a curated record. The coding region runs from base 650 to 2104 and encodes 484 amino acids.